Messenger RNA from Cucurbita maxima (winter squash), 983 nucleotides. Its product is annotated as UPF0548 protein At2g17695. Bases 149 to 772 code for a protein of 207 amino acids. The record is from RefSeq and is a predicted model, not a curated record. Lineage: Eukaryota; Viridiplantae; Streptophyta; Magnoliopsida; Cucurbitales; Cucurbitaceae. The transcript has 5 exons.
UUUUCUUUGUUUUAAAAAACUAUUUUAUUUAUUCGCUACCAAUUUUCUCGCGCUCUAUCUUUUGUGCUAGCGAUUCAGAGAACCGCGGUAGCGCAGAAGUAGCGAAGCUGAAGUAAUUGCAAUCCAGAUAUUGCUGUUGGUGAUAAAGAUGGUCUUCCUGUGUUGGUCUCGUCCAUCUCCACAGGAGCAGAAGACGUGCAUUGACAGGUCUGGUUCCUUCAACUAUAGCAGCAAGUUUAGAGGAGCUACUGCUAAUCCCAGCUCUUGCCUGCAAGAAGAUAAGGGGCUCUCACAAGAAGGUUUUCUUCUCAACCAUGCUCGUAUUUUGGUGGGUUCUGGUGUUGAGACUUAUGAAAAGGGGAAGAAAGCUCUUCAGAACUGGAGGCAUUUUGGGUUGAAUUGGGCAUUUGUUGAUUCAUCAACGCCAGUUCAUCCGGGAGUGAAGUUUUGUGUCUGUGCCAAGGAGUUCCUUCCAUGGGUGGUGAUGCCUCUUCAAAUUGUAUAUGUAAAUGAAAACAGAGGUACCAAUAUGGCUAGGACAUGUUUCAGCUUUGGCAGUGGUACCCUUCAAGGCCAUCUUCUGGCCGGUGAAGAACGGUUUUCGAUCGAGAUGGACUCGAACAGCCAGGUGUGGUAUGAAAUUCUUUCCUUCUCAAAGCCUGCCCACAUAUUAUCAUUCCUUAGUUAUCCUUAUAUAAUUCUUCGGCAGAAGUAUUUUGCUUAUCAAUCUACAAAUGCAGUUAAGAAAUAUUUGACUGCCAAGCAUUCCUAACUCCUGGUGUGCUUGUGUGUAUGUUCUUAGUUAUCCUUGUGUGUAUGCAGUUAAGAAUGCUUCUUUCUGCUCUUCAAUCCUCCUAUAGUGUGGCAUCAUCAGGAAAUCGGAAUAGCUCAACUAUACAAAUGAACUCUGUCAUGAUCAUUGAUGUUUCAUAAAUUUGAGAACAUUUUAUCACUGGCUACUUCUAACCAGAUGCCAACUUCCA